This is a messenger RNA of Betta splendens (Siamese fighting fish), 2202 nucleotides long. It is a transcript of the gene me1, whose product is annotated as malic enzyme 1, NADP(+)-dependent, cytosolic. Gene Ontology annotation, biological process: malate metabolic process; pyruvate metabolic process. The transcript has 14 exons. The record is from RefSeq and is a predicted model, not a curated record. Lineage: Eukaryota; Metazoa; Chordata; Actinopteri; Anabantiformes; Osphronemidae. Gene Ontology annotation, cellular component: mitochondrion. Gene Ontology annotation, molecular function: NAD binding; malate dehydrogenase (decarboxylating) (NADP+) activity; malate dehydrogenase (decarboxylating) (NAD+) activity. The coding region runs from base 125 to 1888 and encodes 587 amino acids.
AGCGACACGCGCCGUUCUUAAGCCGCGGACACAGUGCGAGCCGAGCUCUGCGCUUUGACCUGCGCGUCCACUUGUUGCUUUCACAACAGUUCACCGGCGUCGCUCUAUUUAAAGAAGCAACAACAUGGCAAACGGCCUGGUCAGACGGGAGUCGGUGGGAACAGAGAUGCACAAGUCCGAAGACAAGAGACGAACCUUCGUUUACACAAAGAAGCGGGGCUACGAUGUGACCCGAAACCCCCACCUGAACAAGGGCAUGGCCUUCUCCCUGGAGGAGCGGCUCCAGCUGGGGAUUCACGGCCUGCUGCCCCCCUGCUUCGUCAGCCAGGACGUCCAGCUGCUCCGGGUCCUCAAGAACUACGACAUGAAGAAGGACGACCUGGACAGAUACGUGUUCCUGAUGGGGCUCCAGGACCGCAGCGAGAAGCUCUUCUACCGGGUGCUGACGUCAGACAUCGAGCGGUUCAUGCCCAUAAUUUACACGCCGACCGUGGGCCUGGCCUGCCAGCAGUACGGCCUAAUAUUCAGGAGGCCGAGGGGGCUGUUCAUCACUAUUCAUGACUGCGGCCAUAUCGCCUCCCUGCUCCAGAACUGGCCAGAGAAGGACAUCAGGGCCGUCUGUGUGACGGAUGGAGAGAGGAUCCUGGGCCUCGGGGACCUGGGCUGCUACGGCAUGGGCAUCCCAGUGGGCAAGCUGGCGCUGUACACGGCGUGUGGGGGGAUGCCGCCGCAGCAGUGUCUGCCUGUCAUGCUGGAUGUGGGCACAGAGAAUGAGGUGCUGCUGAAGGACCCUCUGUACAUCGGCCUGAGGCAUAAACGAGUGCGGGGCCAGGCCUACGACGACCUCCUGGACGAGUUCAUGACGGCUGUGACGGACAGGUACGGGAUGAACUGUCUGAUUCAGUUUGAGGACUUUGCCAAUAUAAAUGCCUUCCGCCUGCUGAGCAAGUACCGCAACAAGUACUGCACGUUCAACGAUGACAUUCAAGGCACCGCUGCGGUGGCAGUGGCCGGCCUCCUGGCCGCCCUCCGCAUCACCAAAAGCAGAAUGUGCGACCACUCCAUUGUGUUCCAAGGCGCAGGGGAGGCAGCGAUGGGCAUCGCCGAUCUGAUCGUCAUGGCCAUGAAGAAAGAGGGACUCGCUGAGGAGGAGUGUUUGAAAAAGAUCUGGAUGGUUGAUUCCAAGGGCCUAAUUGUCCAGGGCCGUGAUCACCUGACUCACGAGAAGAAGAGGUUUGCUCAGAAACACCCAGAGAUGAGGAAACUGGAGGACGUAGUCCGGGAGCUGAGACCCACAGCUAUCAUUGGAGUGGCAGCCGUGGCCGGAGCCUUCACGGAGCGGAUCAUCAGAGACAUGGCCUCGUUCAACGAGCGCCCCAUCAUCUUCGCCCUCAGCAACCCGACCAGCAAGGCCGAAUGCACGGCGGAGCAGUGCUACGCGCUCACAGAGGGACGGGGCAUCUUUGCCAGCGGCAGCCCCUUUGACCCCGUGACCCUGCCGGACGGGAGGACGUUGUACCCUGGUCAGGGCAACAACGCCUACAUCUUCCCUGGAGUGGGGCUCGGUGUCACUGCUUGUGCCGUUCAGAACAUUACUGAUGAAAUCUUCCUCACGGCAGCCGAGGCUCUUGCUCACCUGGUGACAGAGAAGGACCUGUCAGAGGGCCGGCUGUAUCCUCCUCUGACCUCCAUCAGAGACGUCUCACUCAAACUGGCCGUCAAGAUUGCAGAGUUCGCCUACAGACACAACCUGGCCACUCUCCCUGAGCCUUCGGACAAGGAAGCGCACGUUCGCUCCCUCACGUACGCCACGGACUAUGAUGAGUUUGUCGUGGACUCGUACGCGUGGCCAGAGGACAGCAUGACUGUGCAGUCGUGCAAACUUUAACACACUGGUCAACUGCUGACCUGCAGCUUCAUCACAACACGGCAUUUUUAAGAAUGAAAGUAGAUUUUCCUUUAAAUAUAUUACUCUAAAUUUGAUAAGACAGCUAUAAACCAAAGCCAUUAUUGUUACCAGUGAUAUUUCAGGCUGUUUGUAUUAAAUAUUUUUCCAAUGGUUGUUGCUUUGUUGGAUUCUGCAGCGAUAUAUUUAAAGAAAGGUUUUCACACGUUUACAUUUAAUUGUACUGUACUUUAGAGUCAAUUAAUCAGCUACAAUCAGAAAACCCUUUGUCAAAUUAAACCGAAAUGAUUACCGUU